This is a messenger RNA of Leguminivora glycinivorella, 1647 nucleotides long. It is a transcript of the gene Agxt, whose product is annotated as serine--pyruvate aminotransferase, mitochondrial. Lineage: Eukaryota; Metazoa; Arthropoda; Insecta; Lepidoptera; Tortricidae. Bases 159 to 1331 code for a protein of 390 amino acids. Gene Ontology annotation, cellular component: peroxisome. The record is from RefSeq and is a predicted model, not a curated record. The transcript has 8 exons. Gene Ontology annotation, molecular function: L-serine:pyruvate transaminase activity; L-alanine:glyoxylate transaminase activity.
UCACGUUAUCAGUCGGGUACAGUGACGUCAUUAACUCAACUUUGUAAGUACUUCAGUCAGUUGGCAUCUAAGGAGCAGACAUCACGGCACUGCGGACUGCGAAGUAAUGUUCUCAGACUUGUGAAAUAAGUGACGUUUGUGAACCAAAUAGCGAAACAAUGACAACCUACAAGCUAACGCUGUCCGAGCCGGUAAUCCGGGACCGGCAGUUCGUCAAGCCUCUCAUGUGUGGUCCCGGUCCCUGUGAUGUCUGGCCGUCCGUCGCUGAAGCUUUGACUAGGCCCGUCAUAUCGCCGAUAUGCGAUGAAUACUUCAACGUAAUGGACGACAUCCGAGCCGGAAUUCAAUAUAUAUUCCAAACACGAAGCCCUCUGGUGCUCGCCAUCAGUGGUUCCGGCCACACGGGGAUGGAAACCAUCAUCAGCAAUCUCCUCGCUCCUGGAGAACUACUACUUGUCCCUAACAGGAGCAUAUGGGACGAAAGGGCUACUAAAAUGGCUAGUAGAUAUGGAAUUAAAGUGGUGACAAUAGAAACAUCAGAACCGUUUACAACGUUUUCACUGUCAGAAAUUGAGUCAGCCUUGAAGAAACACCGUCCGGCUGGGAUGUUCGUCACACACGGAGACUCUUCGACUGGCAACAUACAAAGUUUGCAGGGGCUUGGCGAGCUUUGUCACAAAUAUGGAGCUCUGUUGCUAGUGGACACAGUAGUGUCUCUAGCUGCAGUCCCAUUCUUCAUGGACGAGUGGGGCGUCGAUGCCGUGUACACAUCAGGCCAGAAGGCGUUGAGCGGGCCUGCUGGCAUAUCACCUGUGGCUUUCAGCGCUAGAGCAGAAGCAAAGAUAAACAACAGGAAGCACGAACCCCCGUUCUACUUCGACAUGAAGUUAUUGGCUCAGCAAUGGAACUGUUAUGACAAGAUCCGUGUGUACCACCACACAUUAAGCCCGCCACUAGUGUGGGCGCUCCGUCGUUGCCUGGAAGAAGUCAUCAGAGAAACUCUUCCCAAAUCCUGGGCCCGCCACGCGGCAGUCACGGCGCAUUUCCACCGACGUCUGCAGGACUUAGGCUUCCAGUUCCUCAUUAAGAAGCCUGAGGAACGACUGGCCACGGUCACCACUAUUUCGUUGCCGAGGGGAUACGAUUAUAAGCAGUUCGUGGAUCAUAUGAGAGCUAAGCACAACAUCAUGAUAAUGGCAGGCCUGGGUCCCACCGUAGGCAAAGCCUUGAGGAUCGGAAUCAUGGGAGUCAACUCUACCAUGCAAGUGGCGGAUCAGGUCGCGGAUGCGAUGGCAGAGACCAUACGAGCUCUGACCAAAUCACCACUUUGAGUUCCAUUCCUAGAUUAUAUCGGGUGAUUCUGGGGUCGUACGACACGUCAUACUCAACAAGGUUUCGUUUGCCAUGGUUGGGUACCGAUGUUAAAAUUCUCUUGGUUCCUCAAAGAUGUGGAGUAUUAACCCAUGAGGAUAUUGUUCAGUACAGUCUUAACACAUUGAAGUGAAUAGAAUGCGCAUUCGACUUCCAACUAAAGCGUUAAACGUUCAUCCACAAUUUCCAUGCACAAUUUUUUAGAAUUUGGGUUUAAUCAGUUUACUAAGUUACCUAAUUUUUGUUUAAUAAGAUAUUAAAAGUGUCUUUUUACUC